Messenger RNA from Hydatigera taeniaeformis, 168 nucleotides. NCBI's taxonomy places the organism in Eukaryota, Metazoa, Platyhelminthes, Cestoda, Cyclophyllidea, Taeniidae. The record is from the annotation of a GenBank genome assembly.
AUGUGUGUACAAUGGACAGGAAUUUGUGAAAAAGGGAAAUUGCACUUCAACACCAACAGCGGUCAAGUCGGUCGUCGAUGCCAGAAGCGCAUCAAAACAAUCAAACUACCUUCAAAUCAUCAAUGUUUUACAACCAAGGGACUAAAGAACAUGAGUAUAUACCUAUAG